AUGCUGGAAAGGGAGCGGUUAGUAGAAAAAGACCGAGAGCCCGGUCUCUUUGGUCGUCUCCUGCGCAAAGUAGAUGGCUGCGAUGUGAAGUUCAUCUUUGAUGGAAAGAUGGAUGAAAGUAUGGUCACCGUAGAUGACCCGUACGAACGUACAAGCGAGCGAAUGCAUCUCUUCGCCAGCACAGAGCCGGUGCGAGGCCGUGUGAUGCUCACACCAAAAGGAAAUUACCGCCACAAUGGAGUUCUCAUAGAGCUCGUUGGAGUCAUAUCAACAUUCGGGGAGAGUGUGCAGAAACUGGAUUUUAUGCGACAAGAUAAACGUUUUGAACCAGACGCGCUGCGUAAUCCAACACCACUUGAAUUUCACUUUUCCGCUCCAAAGGAGUAUGAAUCAUAUCGUGGUAUUAAUGCACGGGUCUCUUAUUUCCUUCGGGUGACGAUUCAGAGACCUGUGAAGAAUGUAACCGAGAUGGAGGAAGUUUGGGUGAGUAGAGUAGAUGAACAGAUGAGUGAUACCCAACCCGAUGCCUCACGUCAUCGAAGUUACUUUCGAGAAACUGUAUUUGGUCCACAAUCCACAUCUAUGGAUGUUGGUGUGGAUAAUGUACUGCAUAUUGAGUUUAAGUAUGAUAAGAAAAUCUUUCAUCUAGGCGAGCGAGUACUUGGAAAGGUGACUUUUAAAGUAGCAGAUAUGGAUAUUAGGUAUGGUGAGAUUGGUGUAGUCCGGAAAGAAUAUAUUGGCCCUGGUAAAACAACAGAUUUAAUGCAAUCCGAAACACUACAGAAGUUUGAAAUUAUGGAUGGAACACCUAUUGUAGGAGAAGUGGUGCCUAUUCGCUUAUAUCUUCGAUCUAUUCCGAAUCUCACUCCAACCUAUUCCAGUGUACAUAACUGCUUUCGCGUAUUAUACUUUCUUAACCUGGUGCUUAUCACAGGUGAGGGAAAACGAUACUUUAAGCAGCAGGAGAUUACACUCUACCGCAGGCGAGGACAGGACGCACCUGCGAGAUCAAAGGCAGGUCUCUCUUGA
Trypanosoma theileri is the source of this 1029-nucleotide messenger RNA. Its product is annotated as vacuolar protein sorting-associated protein-like. Lineage: Eukaryota; Euglenozoa; Kinetoplastea; Trypanosomatida; Trypanosomatidae. Bases 1 to 1029 code for a protein of 342 amino acids. The transcript has a single exon. The record is from RefSeq and is a predicted model, not a curated record. Gene Ontology annotation, cellular component: retromer complex; endosome. Gene Ontology annotation, biological process: intracellular protein transport; retrograde transport, endosome to Golgi.